GUAGAAGCAAGGAGAACAGAAAUUUCAAAAAAUUAGCCGUUAUAGAGAAAAGAUAGAAGACGACUCAUAUUCACUAUAGUAUUGAGGUAUAUUUUCAGAAAUUAUCCCACAAGAUGAAUGAUUUGAUGACAAGAUCGUUCUUAAAUUAUGUGGAUUUAAAGAAGCAAAUCCAAUCAGACAAUGAAACAGAGAAUUCUGAUGCAGAAACAUGGCAACAAUUAAACCCAAUUGAUCAAGAAAACCUCUCUGUUUUCUUUGAAGAAGUUAAUUCAAUAAAAGCCCAAAUGGAAGAAAUUAAUAAUUUUCUUCAAGAUCUUCAGUCUCUUCAUGAAGAAUCAAAAACUACACAUAGUACUAAAUUACUCAGAGGGUUAAGAGAUCGAAUGGAUUCUGACACCAUUACUAUCCUUCGAAAGGUUAAGUCUCUGAAUUCGCGCAUGAAUUCGCUUGACAAAGCUAAUAUUCAAAAUCAAAGGAACUCGAUUACAUUUCAAGAAUUAAGUUCUGUGGAUAGAACUAGAGUGGAAGUUACUAAUGGGUUAAGGAUUAAAUUCAAGGAUAUGAUCAACGAUUUUACUGGUUUACGGGAAAUAAUCAUCCAUGAUAAUAAGGAUGAUUUCAGGAGAAAGUAUUUCAGGGCUACAGGAGAGGAACCCAGUGAAGAAAUUGUGGAGAAACUGAUGUCGGGCAGCUUGCAAAUCGAGGUUUUUGAGGGCCGAAUCGGAGGGGCAGAUAUGGACGAGAAGGGGAGGUACGAGAUUGUGAAAGAUAUUCAGAGGAGCUUGAAUAAAUUACAUCAAGUGUUUCUUGAUAUGGCGGUUUUGAUAGAGAAACAAGGGGAACAAAUCAAUGAUAUUGAGCAGAAUGUGGUGAAUGCAGGGGAUUAUAUCAGUGGAGGGACUAAUAAUCUUUACUAUGCAAAACAGAUGAAGAAAAACAGAAGAUGGGUGUAUUGGGUUUGGGGUAUUGGAUUUAUCAUCUUGUUGGUGUGUCUUAUUUCCUUACUUGCACUGAGAUGAUAAUUUUAUGUUUAGGGUUGUUGAGGAUUUUAAGUAUUAAAUGUAAAUGAAUCUAAUUGUAGUUUAACCUAACUUGUCAAUUCUCUUGGCUUGUUUCGGGUUGCAAUAGGCAAGAUGUAGAAAAGAUUUCCUUGAUAAUAAUA
Messenger RNA from Amaranthus tricolor (Joseph's coat), 1162 nucleotides. RefSeq names its product syntaxin-112. The coding region runs from base 114 to 1019 and encodes 301 amino acids. NCBI's taxonomy places the organism in Eukaryota, Viridiplantae, Streptophyta, Magnoliopsida, Caryophyllales, Amaranthaceae. Gene Ontology annotation, biological process: vesicle fusion; exocytosis; intracellular protein transport. The record is from RefSeq and is a predicted model, not a curated record. The transcript is spliced from 2 exons. Gene Ontology annotation, molecular function: SNAP receptor activity; SNARE binding. Gene Ontology annotation, cellular component: plasma membrane; SNARE complex; endomembrane system.